UGCGCAGACCAUAAGCGUUGGUGUUGAACGUGAAGUGACAGCAAGUUCACUUCGGACCUCCCUUGACAUGACACACACCUAAAAAAAACGCCCGUUUAGGUGGAAAUUGGUAAUUCAGUCACCGAGUACGAGUGCAUGAUCUGCUCACAGGACGAGGACAAAAAGAAGUGGAAGAGAAACGAAAGCGUGAAACACACUGAGAAUGACGGCCACUCUGGAGCUGCUGGAGCUGAGGAGGAGAGUGGCGUCCGAGCUGACCACCGCGGGGUCGGGACCGCAGGUCAAAGCCGGGGUCCAGUCCAUGGCGGAGCUCCCUCUGCCCCUGAACCAGAAGUACCUUAGCAUCGACGCCGCAGCCAUAGUGCGGGGGAACACCGUGGGCGACGGCAGGGCGCAGGUUGUGGAGCGAAUGGGCAGACUGGUCAAAGCUCUGAAUGUUUUGGAGAAGUAUGGCCUCAACCUGCACAACCUUGCCAGACCCCGUUACUGGCGCAGUGUCAAGCACAACAACCCCAUCUUCAAAGCUCAGGUGGACAGCAUGCAGGGUGGGCGGGGCAUCCUCUAUCUCUAUGGUUACACCGUCCAGCAGGUCGACGGCCUGGUGUUCCCUGACGACGUCCUGCAGCCCGAUAGAGACAAGGUCGCCGCGGUGACCCUCGAGGUCACGUGCCUGCGCUUGGAGCUGGAGAUGCUCAUCAAGGGAAACCAUCCUAAUCCAGAUUUCUUUAAAGACGUCCUCCCAUUGGUCGUUCCAGAGGUCCAGCAAAUGACGGCCACUCUGGAGCUGCUGGAGCUGAGGAGGAGAGUGGCGUCCGAGCUGACCACCGCGGGGUCGGGACCGCAGGUCAAAGCCGGGGUCCAGUCCAUGGCCGAGCUCCCUCUGCCCCUGAACCAGAAGUACCUUAGCAUCGACGCCGCAGCCAUAGUGCGGGGGAACACCGUGGGCGACGGCAGGGCGCAGGUUGUGGAGCGAAUGGGCAGACUGGUCAAAGCUCUGAAUGUUUUGGAGAAGUAUGGCCUCAACCUGCACAACCUUGCCAGACCCCGUUACUGGCGCAGUGUCAAGCACAACAACCCCAUCUUCAAAGCUCAGGUGGACAGCAUGCAGGGUGGGCGGGGCAUCCUCUAUCUCUAUGGUUACACCGUCCAGCAGGUCGACGGCCUGGUGUUCCCUGACGACGUCCUGCAGCCCGAUAGAGACAAGGUCGCCGCGGUGACCCUCGAGGUCACGUGCCUGCGCUUGGAGCUGGAGAUGCUCAUCAAGCCCAACUCACCUCCCUCCGCCCCCACCGGGACCUCCCCCGUGAGCCCCACCGCCCCUCGGCCCUCCACCGCCCUGCCCCCCAAGCCCGCCCCCAGGCGUCUCUCCCGGCCUCCGCCGGGACCGGAACCCCCCGCAGCUACCCCACCGUCUCCCCUCCCCUCAGACGACGGGUGUCACUUGUGUGGCGUCGUUCCCACGGUAACCUGUGCGUCGUGCUCCCCCCUGCUCUUCUGCGACGUGUGCGAUGGAAUCUUCCACCGCAACCCAGCGAGAGCCAAUCACAAGAGAGAGCCGAUUCCACCCGCCAAAAAGGUGGAUAUGGACUGCCCCGUCUGUGUCAUGAAGUUCUGCCUGGUGUGUGACGGGGUCUACCACCAGCACCCCGAGCGCGCCGGGCACCCGAGGACCGCCCUGACGCCGCCCAGGGCCAGCAGUUCCGUCCCGUCCACGUGGACGUGCGGCCAUUGCUCCGUGGAGAACCCGAUGCAGACGGUGCUCUGUGACGGCUGUAAGCGCCCCCGUCUGGCCAGCCCCAGCCCCCGGCCCCAGGAGGACACCCCAAAAGGCCCCCUGUCCCCCACCACCGAUUGGCAGUGCACCAGCUGCACUGUGAUGAACAAGGCCACCCGCGUCCUGUGCGCGGUGUGUGAGCGCCCCGCCUGGCCCACCGGCCGUCCCUCGCCACCCUCGCCCGGACCGCGCCGAAGCUCCUGGGCGCCCCCGCCACGCAGCCUGGCUAUUGCCAGACCGAGCUCCAUCGUAGAUUACACGUUGUGGACCUGCCAGGCGUGCACCUACCGAAACCUCGCCUCCUCCACAGCGUGUGAGAUGUGUGCCUCUCCGCCCGGAGGCGGAGGAGGAGGAGGAGGAGGAGGAGGAGGGGGAGGAGGAGGAGGAGGAGGAGGAGGAGGAGGAGGAGGAGGAGGAGGUGGGGUGAUUCCUGGCCCGGCCCCGGCCCGCGUCCCGGAUCAGAUCCCAGCCAGAGCCCCCCCCCAGGACUUCAGCCCAGACCAGCUCCUGGACCAGCAGAGAAGGGCCAGCCGGGAGGAAAGCCUGCAGCUCAUCCAGCACAUCAAGGAAGCGGAGAAGAGGGGCGUGUCCCCGGAGGAGGUGUGCGCCGCCCUGGCCUCCUGCGGGGGCAGCAACGUCCACCCCUGCGACUGGCUGGACCUGGAGCUCCCCCACCUGUUGGACGAGAUCUGCGCCAUGGCCACCAGCUCGGCCAAGCUGGACCGCACCGCAGUGCAUGCUGGGACGGAGGGCGCCCCAGAGGAGGGGCUGCGGGGUCCCGGUGGGGGGGGAGGGGGGGCGGAGAUGCAGCUGUCCCGGGCGGAGGCCAAGAGGGCGUGGCUAGCCGCAGGGGGCGACGUCCAGAAGGCUGUGAAGAGGCUGCUGAGAGAGAGAAGGGCCAAGAUGCGGGAGCUGCGUUCCUUGGGCUUCCAGGACGCGCCGCGGUGCGAGGAGGCCCUGCGGCAGAGCGGGGGGCAGCUGGACGGGGCCCUGGUCAAGCUGCAGUGGCCCCUGAUGGAGCCCUUCCACCAGCGCCUCGCCACCGACCAACCCAAGGCCCGCAUCGACACCAAGAACCCCGACAAACAGAGAGCAUGCCGCCGUUUGCUUGCAUUCUACGACCUGCCCAGCUGGGGGCGCUGUGAGCUGGCGCUGUCCCUGCUACAGGAGGACGGGUUGGAAUACACCCUGGAGGACGUGGUGGAGGUGGUGAUGUAUUCCCAGGACCGGGAGCGCAUCCUCCGCAUCCUGAAAAUAGAGUGCCAGUCGUGCCUCUGCUGUUUCCCCCAGAACAAGCUGCAGUCGCUGACAUCGUGCCAGUGCGUCAUGUGCCAAGGAUGCUUCAGGCAGUUCUUUGAGAUUUCUGUGCGGGAGAAGCACGUCACGGAAAUCGUGUGCCAGUUCUGCGACAGUCUGGACCAGAGCGACCCGGAGCAGAUGGAUACGUACUUCUCCACUCUGGACACACAGCUGCGCGACUGCCUGGACCCCGAAGUGUUCGAUAUCUACUCCAAGAAGUUGAUGGAGUACACCAUCAUGAAGGACCCCAAGUUCCUGUGGUGCUGCCACUGCACAUUCGGCUUCAUCUACGAGGGCAACCGGCUCAAGAUCCAGUGCACCAGUUGCUAUAAGUCCUUCUGUUCCCAGUGUAAGAAGCCUUGGGAGCCCCAGCACCAGGACCUGAGCUGUGAGAUGUUCCUGCAGUGGAAGCGGGACAACGACCCGGAGUGGCAGAAACAAGGCCUGGCGGGCUUCCUGCAGGAGAACGGCAUCACCUGUCCGAGCUGUGGUUUCCAGUAUGCGCUGGCCAAAGGAGGCUGCAUGCACUUCACGUGCUCGCAGUGCAAACACCAGUUCUGCAGCGGCUGCAACAACCCCUUCCACAAGGCGCUGUGUAAGAACGUUCCGUGUAUGAUAAACGGUCUCCACGCCCACCACCCCCGGGACUGCCUGUUCUACAUGAGGGACUGGGAACCCGACCGCCUGAAGGAACUCCUCCAGCUCAGCGCCGUGGUGUUCAACACUGACCCCCCUGCAGACUCCGAGAACUUGGAUGCCUGCAGCGUCAUGCAGCAGAAGGAGGAAGGAGUCCAGCUGUUGGACCAGACGUGCGGGAAUAAGACGGAACCGGGGCAGGCCGGACUCUGCGAGAAGCACUACAGGGAGUACCUGGUGAGCCUAAUCAACGACAACUCCCUGGACCCGGCGCCGCUGUACGACGGCGGGGAGCUGGCCGCGGCGUGCGCCCGGUACAGCGUGGUCGUCCAGAGGGGAGAGGGCGAGGAGGAUGACCCCUACAACGCCCGCCUGCUGGAGAAACUCAAGGAGGUUCCCCUUGGAGAUAACGUUCCUCGACGCAAAUGAAGAUCGCUUUUCCUAAAUAAAGACUUCAAUUUAGAUUGCGCUAUAUGCUUGGUAAAACUGCCUGGUAAUACACUGAUGAUUAUAUAUUAUAUAUAUAUAUAUAUUAUAUAUUUGUUUUAAAGAGAUGGCCUUAUAUCCACCUUUUAUCUGAAAAAUAAGUGAUAAAUAGGUAGACAUUAAUCAAUCCAUCAGUAUUUUCGGGGGGGAGUUUUCUCAAGUUUAUUUUUAUAAUUGUCUGACGAGUAAAAACUCGCUCCUGGAAUCAGUGUCUGGUAAUAGGGAUUCUGUGUGGAUCCUUCUUGACUCAUGCAUGAUGAGUCAUGAAGGAGAAAAGGUGUGUCAAACAUUGUUUUGUUAAGAGACUGCCAACUGUUAUAGAGAAUUUUAUGGGGACUUUAUCAGGCUCAGUUGGUGAAUCAUGUUUUAAUAUGAAGAGGCUAUGCACAUCGACUAUUUUGGGAAUCUGUAACUGGGUCGUGAAUAAAACCAAUAAAAAAAAAA
Molecule: messenger RNA, 4639 nt
Organism: Gadus morhua (Atlantic cod)
Lineage: Eukaryota; Metazoa; Chordata; Actinopteri; Gadiformes; Gadidae
Product: E3 ubiquitin-protein ligase RNF31-like
Exons: 29
Coding region: 203-4138 (1311 amino acids)
Biological process (GO): protein linear polyubiquitination
Cellular component (GO): LUBAC complex
Molecular function (GO): K63-linked polyubiquitin modification-dependent protein binding; ubiquitin protein ligase activity; zinc ion binding
Source: RefSeq, a predicted model, not a curated record